This is a messenger RNA of Apiotrichum porosum, 318 nucleotides long. It is a transcript of the gene HSP10, whose product is annotated as 10 kDa heat shock protein. The transcript has 4 exons. The record is from RefSeq and is a predicted model, not a curated record. Bases 1 to 318 code for a protein of 105 amino acids. Gene Ontology annotation, molecular function: metal ion binding; protein folding chaperone; protein-folding chaperone binding. Lineage: Eukaryota; Fungi; Basidiomycota; Tremellomycetes; Trichosporonales; Trichosporonaceae. Gene Ontology annotation, cellular component: mitochondrial matrix.
AUGUCUGCCACCUUCAAGUCGAUCCGCGCCCUCCAGCCCCUCCUUGACCGCGUCCUCGUCCAGCGCUUCAAGGCCGAGACCAAGACCGCCUCGGGUCUCCUCCUCCCCUCGUCGGCUACCUCGUCGCCCCUCCCCGAGGCCACCGUCAUCGCUGUCGGCCCCGGUGCCCCCAACAAGGACGGCGCCAUCAUCCCCGUCUCGGUCAAGGCCGGUGACCGCGUUCUCCUCCCCGGCUGGGGUGGUUCGCCUAUCAAGGUCGGCGAGGAGGAGUACCACCUCUUCAAGGACUCGGAGAUCCUUGCCAAGAUCCAGGAGUAA